Messenger RNA from Humulus lupulus (European hop), 1427 nucleotides. Its product is annotated as vesicle-associated membrane protein 711-like. The record is from RefSeq and is a predicted model, not a curated record. Bases 345 to 1007 code for a protein of 220 amino acids. Gene Ontology annotation, biological process: vesicle-mediated transport. The transcript has a single exon. Lineage: Eukaryota; Viridiplantae; Streptophyta; Magnoliopsida; Rosales; Cannabaceae. Gene Ontology annotation, cellular component: membrane.
CCUUCUCGGGUUUGUGACUACGUACAUCUUGAGACCUCUUCCGGCGUUGCCAGUGCUCAUCUUUCCAACAAAACCAACUGCGCAGGUAGCCCUCUCCAGCAGCUAUCAAUGGCGUUCUUCACUACUAGAAUGCUAAGAAUAACUAACGAGAAUAAAAAAGUGCUUUCUAAAGGCGGUCAUGCUUAUUAGAGGAGAUAUAUAAUUAAGUUUGCUGUGUUGUGUGGUGUUAAUUUUAGAGCCAUAAUAAUAGGAAACUACUUUUCAAACGUUCCUUGGGCAACUUUCUUUCAAAUUCUAAGCUUAGAAAAAGAAAAAGUCCACAAGAAAGAGAAAAAAGAUUGAACAUGGCGAUACUAUUCGCGUUGGUGGCGAGGGGUUCGGUGGUGCUGGCGGAGUUCAGCGCCACAUCGACCAACGCCAGCACCAUCGCCAGGCAAAUCCUUGAGAAAAUCCCCGCCGGUGAUAACGACUCCAACGCCUCUUAUUCCCAAGAUCGAUACAUAUUCCACAUCAGGCGAACCGACGGCCUCACCGUCCUCUGCACGGCCGACGAAGGCGCCGGCCGGAGAAUACCCUUUGCGUUUCUGGAGGAUAUUCACCAGCGAUUUGUGAGGACUUACGGCCGCGCAGUUCAUUCAGCCCAGGCCUACGCCAUGAACGAUGAGUUUUCGAGGGUUUUGAGUCAGCAGAUAGAGUACUACUCCGGCGAUCCAAAUGCGGAUAGGAUAAAUCGGCUGAAAGGCGAAAUGGGUGAGGUUCGAAAUGUGAUGAUAGAGAAUAUUGACAAGGUAUUAGAAAGAGGCGAUCGAUUAGCGUUGCUAGUUGAUAAAACCGCUAAUAUACAUGGAAACGCGUUCAGAUUCAGAAAACAAGCUCGUCGUUUCAGAAACAGAGAAUGGUGGAGAAAUGUGAAGCUGACGGUGGCUCUUGUAGUCCUUUUGCCAGUGAUUGUUUAUGUCGUAAUGGGUUUUGUCUGCCAUGGAGUUACGUUACCUUCCUGUUUCUAGCUACAAUCUUUCUGGUAUAUGGCAAUGGUGUUCUUCAGAUCGGUUUAUGUGAGUUCAAGCCUGUUGUGUAUUUUUCAUGAUAUAUAUAUGAUCUUUUUCAGAUAUUGAAAGAAGAAGCAAAAAAAACGUUCCUUGUAGAAUUUUUAUGUGUUAAAACUCUGUUUUCUCUGUAAUUUGGCCGCAAGUUCAUAUUUUUUGAAGUUUGAUUUUAAGCUCUAAGCUGUGUUUUUGAUGCAAAGUGAUAUUAGAAACCGUUGAAAUUGUCAGUUUCUGAUUGUUUUGGGAUUAAAAGCUUAAAACGACAUGUCGUUAAUAGUUGCAGUGAGACAACCUUCAGCUCAAAGCACGACAUGUCGUUUGAUAGCUUUAAGAAAAAAAUUAAAAUAUAUCAGAAAAAAUUUAUGAAAAAAAGUUUGACCA